This is a messenger RNA of Suillus clintonianus, 474 nucleotides long. RefSeq lists its product as uncharacterized. The record is from RefSeq and is a predicted model, not a curated record. The annotation marks the transcript as partial. The transcript has 2 exons. NCBI's taxonomy places the organism in Eukaryota, Fungi, Basidiomycota, Agaricomycetes, Boletales, Suillaceae.
CUUUCUCUGCAGCUCUUUUUUCUUAGAUGUUCUAUCAGGUUGAUGGACUAGCACUCAUCAUCCAGGUUCUCCAACAUGCCUCCCUCCUGCUCUCAAAUGAUUGCAUUGUAUCAGCAUUAUCCAUAGGGCCAGUGCCACCUCCACAGCACCGGCACCACCCCUGCACACGCCCUCGUCUGACACCACAUCCCUAUGCAGUUCUCACCCAGCACCGCUUCCUUUUGUUUAUUCAUCCCAUCAUCAAACGCGAGCUCACCACUGACGCGCGGGGAGUUGGCUGGAAGAUGAUGACGAGGAGCGUACGGUGCACACUGAGGAAUGUAACGCCGCCUGUUCUCAAGCCUAUCUCUGCGUCUGCGUCUGCGUCUGCAUGCACUUUUCACCGGGACAUCUUGGUUAGACGUGGGUCUGCAUGUGGUUCAUUUACCUUACUUUGCAAUUCAUAGCUAUCUAACAAAAUGAUAUCAUGUACAU